Molecule: messenger RNA, 258 nt
Organism: Diabrotica balteata
Lineage: Eukaryota; Metazoa; Arthropoda; Insecta; Coleoptera; Chrysomelidae
Source: the annotation of a GenBank genome assembly
AUGGUUACUUUUGUUAAAGUAUUAGUCAUAAAUGCACCUUAUUGGAUUUUGGGCACAGACUAUGAAAACUAUUCAGUAGGAUAUUCUUGUGGUAAGAUAUCUGGAAGUUAUGAAGAAAAUCUCUGGGUACAAACAAGAAUUUCGAAUCCAUCACCAGACGUUAUAAAUGCUGCUCUAAAUGUGGUAAAAUCCAACAACCUAAAUACUGAUCUAUUAAUAACCAUAGAUCAGAAAAAUUGUAGCAACGUUCCUGCGUAG